This is a messenger RNA of Balaenoptera ricei (Rice's whale), 1587 nucleotides long. It is a transcript of the gene SMIM7, whose product is annotated as small integral membrane protein 7. The transcript has 4 exons. NCBI's taxonomy places the organism in Eukaryota, Metazoa, Chordata, Mammalia, Artiodactyla, Balaenopteridae. Bases 314 to 553 code for a protein of 79 amino acids. The record is from RefSeq and is a predicted model, not a curated record.
AGGCCGCGUUGGACCGUGGCUCCAUCCGGGGGACCCGUAGCCCCGCCUUCGCGAGCGUGUGCACGCCGUACGCCGCCGGCCCCGCCCCCAGGUCCCAGCCCCAAGUUCCGCCUCCAACCGGGUCCAUCCUUUUGUGACUCUCCGCGCCGCCGAGGCUUGAACUGCGGACUCUCAGUUCCCGCGGGAUCCCUCUGCUCGCACCCAUGAGAGCCUCAGACCCAUCCCCCGAGAAUCUCUUAGCCCUAAUCUGUACCCGCAGCCCCGCACCUGGCUCCCUCGAACCACUCUCUCCACCCCGUCGGUGGCUGCAGGCAUGGCUGUGAUUGGCUGGGCAAGGGGUGGCCCAGGGAACAUCACUGAACCGCGCAAAAGAGGUCACACAGCAAACCAACGGAAAAAGAAGGACACGCAAGGCUUUGGGGAGGAGUCGAGGGAGCCCAGCACAGGUGACAACAUCCGGGAGUUCUUGCUGAGCCUCAGAUAUUUUCGAAUCUUCAUCGCCCUAUGGAAUGUCUUCAUGAUGUUCUGCAUGAUCGUGCUCUUUGGCUCCUGAGCUCCAGAUACAGAACCAGAAACCUUCUCAGAGUGUCUCUUCCUCCAUUCCUGACGACUUCAAGAAUGUUUCUGCCCAGAAAACCGGUGACCUUCCCAGAAAGUCCAAGCUUGUGGUGGGUGGAAAAAAUGUUCGCCAAGAUGAGCACAGUUUCCCAGCCACGUCACUGUUUUCUUUUCAAAGAUAUUUUCACUUUGAUCUCUGCCUUGAAAUGCUGUCUACUUAAAAGAGUUUGAAGGGUGUUUAUGUGAGGGGCUGUGGUAUCUAGAUUGUUUAAUCAGAUCAGAAUCCUUCUUCUACCAAACUUUCACUGGAAACCCAUUUCUGGGUAUUUCUUGGUUUGUUUUUAAUAACCAUCCUUUUUUGGUUCAAAUUAUACAGAUUUUUAAAAAUCUUCUUUAUCCAGGGAUCUGAAGCAGAAAGGUUGGCUUUUAAGUUUGAUGCACCCUCUUAUUGGGCUGCAUUUGUGAGGAAUGAACAAGUUCAUAGUUGCUGCGUCUGUGUCCAAAUUCCUUCCCCAUCCCAAUGGGCUCUGCUUGGCCACUCCAUGCUGCUGAGGUUGUCCCCAGGGCUUGAAGGGUGAAGUGUUAUGGGUUCCUGUGGAAGAGAGGUGCAGAGCAGUUGGCAGGGUGGAUGGGGGUUUUAUGAGAAACUUUGCCUUGCCUUGAAGCCCUCUAUUAAAGUAACUUUUGGGGCCAUUAAUUGUAUAGUUUCUAGAAUGAGAGUGAUUUAUGUGGUGAUAUUGGGACUCAGUUCUGAAAGCUUGGGUUUUGGGGUCUGCUUUUCAAGUGGAUGAUUUCAAGGUUGAAAAACAAGCCUCAUUGGAGGAAAUACAGCAUUUUGCAUAGAAGCUUCUCUGGUUUAAUCGCCAACAUGACACUUGGGUGGUCAGUGCCCGGAUCCUACAGGUGUUUGAUUUAUUUGUUGUGGUUUUUGAAAUCCUAACUUGCAGGUAACCUGGUGGGAGGAAUAAGUAAAUAUGCAGGCUCUUAGAACUAAACAGCAUUGAAAAUAAAGCUCAUUUAUGAAAAGGA